UUGCCCUGCCACUCGACACCCACUGGUUAUUCCAAUGUGAGCUAGCUAGCUGUGUUGCUGCUCAGUUUGGCCACACCGACUUCUGCGUCUAUUUUGGUAUCUUCUGAGCUGGCUAUCAGGACCCCGGCCACUCCACUACAUUUGAACAUGGAUCUGAGUGCUUGACUCACUUUGCAGGUGUUCCGACACUGGAUUCUACUUUGGAGGAUUUGCGUUUGAUACCACAGUCUAGAUUGGACGGUUACCAUCAGCAUGAACGACUCAUCACCAAGAAAGUUGACAUAUCCCACCACUCCCCCAAUGUUAACCUGAGCUGGACGAAAACCAAAGGAUCUACAGAGCUGCAGGAGCUGUAGGGGCCGCAGGACAGGUGAUGAAUGAGACAGAACGAAGGUUGUUGGCAUCAUGACCUGUGUGGAUAAGCGGCACGUGAGCCAUCGGACGGGGAGCAUGCUCCACCAUCGCUUCCCAAAUGGCUUCACCGACUUGUUCAUGGACGAGACCGAUCGAGAGGUCAGCACUCUCACCGAUCGGGCCUUUCGAAGCCUCUGCGUUGGAGAUGACGCGGUUUACAAUGACGAGUUAUUGUAUGGAUUCUCACCUUUCAGCUGCCACAAACCUUUGGUGGGGGAUCCUCAUAAAAAGAGUCAUCCCAAGGAACCUACAAAGCAAGAGCAAAACAAAACUGCCCAGCCAUGGAAACAGCAGCAACAGAAGAACAUAUCCAACAUGUCGUCUUUCCUCAAGGCAUUAAGUGCAACAGAGGGAAGCUGUGAUGGGAUGUUGAUCAACAAUGGAGGUUUGACUGACACUAAGGGGGAAUCGUGGGAUAAGUCUGCACUUCGCAGCAUACAGAGAGAGUUAUCGGAUUUCUCCACGGAUUAUCACAGCAAUUUUCCAGAUGGACAUAACAAGACGCGUCAGUCUGGAGAUGGAUCAUCUAACAAAACAAGCAAGGAUGCUAGCCUGUACUCAAAGAGCAAAAAUGGGAAGUCUACUGUCAAAGUAAGGAAACUUAACAUCAAGAACUUUUUCCUCCACAGCGAGUUUAGCCCUUUUCAAGCUUGGAGGGAUUUGAACCAGUUCCCUUUUGGCCAAGAGGACACUUCUAUUCUCCCCACAGACAAUGUCCCAAAAUGGUGCGACCUGUCUUUUUACAAGGAGCUCACAGAGGCCCACAGAAAAGACACUCUGCAUGAAGAGGAGGUGCAGUCAUGCCAUAAAGCAGCCCCGGACCCCCCUCCUCCCACUGCUCCUAAACCCAUCCCUCCCCCUCCUCCUCCAAAAGUCCUGCCAAAGCCUGCAGCCACUCCUGCUGGGAAGAGGUGCUCAUCAGAAGGAGGGGAGGGGUGUACUGCCCCCUGGAGGCGAAACAGAUCCAGGGCAACGAGUGUGAUUCCAGGCAACCAGCUUGGGCCACCCAUCCAAGAAAACAGCUUAAAAACAUUGGAGGAAAGUCUUUGGUUGGCAAAGAAAGAAGCUAGAUAUGUGGAGGUGAAAGCAAUUGAGGAAGUCAGCUCUUUGGCGUCUACUCCGUUCAGCAUCUGCCAGCUGAUGACUCCCUUUAUUCCCUCCAGACAAGCUACAGAAACAUCAGAAAUCCUUCAAAUGGUCCUCUCGCCAUCUGCACUAGACCUCCCACUGAGACCGCACUCCGAGGCCAAAAUGACCCCUGAACCUGCAGUCAAACGGGACAGCUACAAAUCACUCGCCUCGAGCAUCCUCUUCAACCUCAAAGACAACAGGAAAAGGGUGAAAAGCCGUUACAGCCCUCCUAAAUUCAAAACAUUAGAAGUGCCUGAGAGUGGCACCCAAUCCCCACGCUCUGAUAUUCUGAGAUAUCCACAAGCUGGCUCUGAGGGUUACGCGUCAGGAUUAAGCACUCCUGCCAUUUUCAAAGAUGGACUGACAGUCUGCACUCCCGUUUUGGAAUCUAACAGCACCCCAAUAGUUGGUCAUACUAAGCAAGAUGCAGAUGGACCUCUUUCAGACGAUUAUUUGUUAGCAAAUCUACUGCAAAACAAAAAGGAGGCAUCAGGUGGUCUUGGUGAGGAUAACCCAAUAUCCCCCUUUAUACAAUCAAAAAGGAGUCCCAAAGCUAAAAAGCAAAACUAUCCGUCUCUGAAUUUGUACAAGAAAGCCAACCCUAUUGACAGUGAUGUGAAAUAUCUUGUAUUCCCUCCGAGCCCUGGUGCUCCACUUCACACAGACGACCCAAGUGAGACGAAUCACCUUUCACCACUCUCGCUAAACGAAGGGCUCUUUCCAAAAGCACUGCCAACAAACACAGGGCUUUCACCGAAUACUUUAAAUGUCAACAAAGAUCGUUCACCUAAAGUUUCCCCUCUUGCACUUGAGAAAGAGGGGUUGUCGUCAAAUGCAUCAGUAGGGAAAAGAACACCAAAUGUACCAGAAAAAGCCAAACGACCUGCAAAGGACAUCAAAGAAAGCUCUAAAGAAAAGGUUUCUAGUAGCCAACUCAGUACAAAGGAUGUGAUCAGAGCAGCAAGGGAAGCAAUUCAUGCAGCCAAAAAUAAAGCUCUAUCUUCAGCUCAGUCAGAUAGCAUCAAUAAGCCUGUUUCAGAUACAGAAGAACUGAGGGAGAGAGACAUGGAUAGGAGGUCCUAUUCUAAAGAAAUGUUCAGCCGCAACAGAGAAAGUUCAGUACCAGAAAACAGCAAUGUUUUAUCUCAAAGUAGAAAUGAAACAACACCGGUAGACAUCGUCAAAAAAGAGCCCCCGCCAGUUCCAAAGAGAAACUUUGCUAUAUCUGAUAUCCAACUCUCUCUUGACAACCAGCUAACAUAUAACGUUGACAGGCUCACUAAUGGACAUGCAGGUGAUGCAAAAUUAGAUUUUAAUGAAAAGGAAACAAUCGAGAAACAGCGUAAACCCAAACAUGUAUUCUCAGCUAGACAAAACAACUACAUCAAAAAUCAAAGAUAUGCGGUGAGUGAUGAAGAACAAGGAGGGGAGUUUGAGGAAAGGAAUCUGAAAGUGAACAAUGGGAGGGAAGUGGAGGACGAAGCCAUUUCACCCAGAGAAAUGAGGGACAGCGAGCAUAUUAUUAGUGACUUGCAUGCUUUGAAAGAGCUGGGGAAAGUAAGGCUUGGCGAUCGUGUUCUGGAGAACGCAAAGAAGAAAUUAAGUGCCUUUAAAUUAGAUGAGGAGACGAAAACUAAGAAUGAUUUGAUUUCAAGGGAGCUAAGAAAUAUUAAGAAGGGUAUGCUGUCUAUGAGAGGUAACACGAUGUCUAAGAGAGACAUCUUUUCACAGAAAGAAAAGUAUCAAGGCAAGGAAGAAACGUUCACAAAGAUUGACAAUAACGUCAAAGUAAACAAAGUACUUGUAAAUGACAAUUAUGACAGAGCAAAAAUGGCACUCGAAGAGAUUAUUUCAGACAGGCAGAAGAGAAAAUAUAGACCCACAGAACAAAAUGCAAAUCCAAUGUUUGAUGAGGACGCUGAGGAAAGUUAUGGAACAAGGGCAGAGCUACGUAAACAAGCAACGAACGAAUCUACGACAGAGGUGACAGAAAAACAAAAUGGCAGCACUGUUGCACUAAAAGAGAGGUUAGGUGAUCUCAGAGACCACAAUAACAUGAGACAGAUCCUUUCUCAAACAGAACCAGGACUCAGUGAGAGUCACAGAUCAGGUGGUAGGUUUGCUCUACCUGGCAUCGAAACAAUUGAAGACCCUAGCUACGAAUCAGAAGAGGUGAAUUUGAGAGACAUUUCGAGACAGAUAUCUGAAGAGAGUGGAGAUAGUCUGAUGAGCAACAAUGAAGGCAACAAGACAGAUGCUCCCCCUGUUCCUCCUAGAAUCAAAAAGGGAGGAAGUGUUACAAAGGACACGGAUAGUUUGAAAGACGUCUUCGACAAAGGUUUAAAGUAUGAAUAUGAAGAGGCACAAUUUAAUGAGCUGAGGAGUACAGGCUUGGUCAAACAAGAAGUAGACUUAUUCAAAAGAGAUCCUGUUCAAAGUGAAACUAGUCCUGUCAAAGAAAUGGAGGCAAUACACUUGCAAGUAGAUAUGAGUCCAACAAAGGACGCCACAUUUGAAAACAGAAAUGCCAGGGCACAGGAAAAACAAAAAGUUAAGCGAAAAGCUCCUUUAAGACCAGAUCAUUUAAACACACCGGGUGAUAACGUAACUAAUCAUUUAGUGGCAGUAGAACCUGAAACGACAAAUAGAGCUAGCGAGGAAACAAAUGGGCAUGCAGAGGCUAUUGGAGACAUUCCCAGGGAUAUAAUAUCACCCUUACUGCUUGUAAAUGGUGUUAGCAUCAAUCAGAGCCCACCUGAUCAAGGCAGCUUGUCUUCAAAGUCAUCUUACUUCUCUGUGGAGAGUGCACUGCACAGAAAUACGGAGACAGAGUCAAAUGUCUACCACUCUCUGGAGAACUUGAUCGGAGAGGAGGAUGAGGUUGAUGAAGACACUCGGGAUAUUCCACGAAACACAAAAGAAGAUUCGGAUAGGAUGGACUUGGAAUAUUAUUCUUUGAGUGAUCAUGAAAACGAGCCGGAGCUUGUAAAACCACAAACACAGUCUCCUCAAAAAGAGACAGAAGUACUGUUCAGCGACAGCAAGGAAAGAGACAUUACUACAGAAACCUUCGAUCAUGAUGGAAAUAAUCAGACCCCAAUGUCACCUUCCAAUAUUAUCUCACCAACGUUGGGGAUCCCUGCCCUAUUUAAGGUCAAAGACAACACUUUCACCAAUAAGAUGAGGUCAAAGACAGUUCAACCAUGGUCACCAAGAGGGAGUCUGAGUGGUUCAGAGAAGGGAGAGGAGGUACAUCAAGUAAACGACCAUCUAGACCUUCUUCUGGCUAAGGAACCUGACACCAGGGGCUGCACACCAAUACCAGAUGAAAUCUUCAAACCUGAAGAAAUUCAAUUACAGAUUUCAUCUCCCAUGCCGCUUUCUCCGUCAGAUCUACAAAGCGAAAGCCCACAGAAACCACAGGUUGGAGGGUUCCUCACCGUCCCACUGGAGGAGGACAGAUUGUCUGGGGUAAGUCCGUUGUCUGAAGGCGUGGAGAGCUUCUCAACCAGCGCAGCAGACACCGCUGAUGAGAUGGGAAUGAGCGCUUUGGUGUUGAAGCUUCCCAGCGAGCGGUCUGGGUCCACCUGCAGUGGAAGUGAAAGCCAAACAGGGUUGCCUAAACCACCAGUUGUCUUACCCAAAUCUGAAAAGGCUGUUCUCAAAGCCAUUAAGAUCGCAACUAGAAGAAUUAAGAAGGAGGAGGCGGCACAGAAGACCUCCCACAAGCCGUCUCAAAGCAGCAGCAAACACAGAGCGGAGAGACACAAGAGCGACAAAUCUGAGCACAAAAGCAGUAGCAAGAGCAGUGAGAGACCAAACAGAGAAAAGACUGAAGAUGGUCAUCGUCACAAUGAAAGUAACCACGGCAAACACAGUCAAGAUCAGAGUGAACAACCACCCCGUGAUAGAAGAGGCGACAGAAGUGAAAACCAUCAUCAAAAUCAAACAGACGUGCGCCAGAAGACUCGGAGACAGAGCCAUGAUGCUGUGGAAAGCAGUCGCCAGAACAAUGAAGCGCUUCCCAAUGUGGAAUCAGAAAGGCCAGGUCGCAGCAGCAAUAAGCACAUUCGAGAUAAACCAGAGCAAAGACACUACAGUAGUGAUAGGGUCAUCAGUAACGUACCUGUGUACAAAAGUCAGCAAAGCGAUAGACCCACGUCGGACAGGCCAUUCAACCGAUCCCAAAGCAUUGACAGGUACUUAGGGGGAAAAGUGGAGCGCAGGCUUAGCAACGACACGUCUAUGAACGAGAAGCUCGAUACGAGGACCCAACGCAUCGAAAAAUCCAUCAUGGACGAGCUUCAGCAGAGAGGGAGAGCCAAAGAAAAGCCGAGCAGAGAUAACCCAACCAGGAGGAGUCACAGUAUUGAUGUGUACCCCAACCCCGACCCCAACCCCAACCCUAACCCCAACCCCAUCCCCAACCCUAACCCUAACCCUAACCACAACCCCAACCCCAACCCUAACCCCAACCCCAAUCCCGCAAAUCUCUCGCGUCAAUCGAGCUACAGCAGCCACACCAGCCAGCUUUCUCGCCAGUCUAGCAUCGAGCACGCCAUUGUUACACAAUCCUUUCCAAUGACCCAACGUAAGCUCCUCCAGGACCCUGACACCGGGCAGUACUUCUUUGUAGACAUGCCCGUACAAGUCAAGACAAAAACCUUCUUUGAUCCAGAAACAGGAAGCUAUGUGCAGCUUCCAGUCCAGCCACCAGAGGGCGCUGUUCCUCAGGCUUCCACCUUGGAGGUUUUGACCCAGCCUAUGGUCGUUUACCACAGCUUCGUACCGGUGCCACUGUCUCCAAUGACUCAUGCAUCUACCAUCCAAGCCUCUCAUAUGGAGCCACGGAUGAGGCAAAUGCACUGUAAUGAGGGACAUCAAUAUUUAGAGCCUGUUUAUGGUCAACCCGACCACAUGUUAGGAGAGUUUCUAGGCACAGAGGAGCUUGACUGUCCAAGCUGAUAGGCCAUGAGAUAUGAAAGGAAAGAUCCACCCUCCGCUUAAGCUCUUUUGCCAAUACCUUUUGAACAGUUAAAGGGUGGAUUUCCUCCUUUAGGUUAAGUUUCUGAUCCUUGCAUUUCUUUUCUUGCCUUGAAUUACACGAGACAAAGAAGCUGUGCAGGCCCCGGUUGGUUUGUGAGGAUUUUGACUUGAUUGUGAACCGACAGAAUUGUAAAUUAUUUAUAGAUGUUGUCGUAUGCUGUUGUUUGAAUGCGAGUUUAAGGAUAAUGUGCAAUUUUUGACAAACAUACGGGACAUGGGUGAUCCAUGUACAUAAUGUAUUAAAAUGUAAACAGAGACGGAAAGCUUUUAUGUAAAUGUGGAGUAUUUAUUUUAAUUGCAACAGUUUUUUUGGGGUCUCCACCUCUUUUUGGUAUUUUGUUUUAUUACCUGCCUUGAGAUUUCCUUUUUCACCAGACAGUUUGCAGUCACUAAAGUUAUCAUUAGAGAUACUUGAGACAAACAGAACUGGCUCAACAAAUGAAUUUAACUGAUCAUGUCAGCACGACUAAACACUCAAAUCAUUUUGCAUGCUAAAGUUGAAAUUGCAGUUACAGUUGUGUUUGAUACAAAACUAUUUUUUUUGUUUAUAUUGCCUAAAAGCUUGAACUGGCAUUUGUGCAAUCAAUGUUUUUUAAUAUGCAGAAGACAUGACGGAGAAUUGGGAUUUGCACGUUUGUUGCAUUGGCAUUUUUCUAAACUAGAAUAAAGCAGGGCUGUAUUGUGUCUGUGAUCCAUUCCAAUAAAAACAACUGUUGUUACAGAG
Messenger RNA from Notothenia coriiceps (black rockcod), 7315 nucleotides. RefSeq lists its product as uncharacterized. Gene Ontology annotation, cellular component: Z disc. The record is from RefSeq and is a predicted model, not a curated record. NCBI's taxonomy places the organism in Eukaryota, Metazoa, Chordata, Actinopteri, Perciformes, Nototheniidae. The transcript is spliced from 3 exons. Bases 406 to 6510 code for a protein of 2034 amino acids. Gene Ontology annotation, biological process: positive regulation of calcineurin-NFAT signaling cascade.